AUGGAUAUUGAAAAGGGCGAAGCGGAUGAAGUAAAAGAUGAGGGAAAAGAUGAGGGAAAAAAUGAAGUAAAAAAUGAAGUAAAAGAUGAAGUAAAAGAUGAAGUAAAAGAUGAAACCUCCAAAAGCGAAAAAAAAGACGAUCAAGGAGUGUCGUCAAAAGGGGAAAAGGUGUUAAAUUAUAUUGAAAAAAAAAUAGAUGAACAAUUAAAUAUUGUAAAAAAUAAUAAUAAUGUUAUAAUGGCAUUGGAAAGUAAAAUAGAAUCAAAUAUUGGUCAUUCAAAUAGCAUAAGCCAAAUUGAAGGACAUGCAAUUUUUGAUGGAAAAAAUACAAAAUCCGAAACUGUCGAAAAAAUAAAUAAGUCAGGGAAUGAAGAUAAUAAUUUUGUAGAUACAUGGAAAAUGAUGAAUUAUUUUAUCUUAGAAAAUGAGACAGAAAAUCAGGAAAAAGUGAUAAAAGAAAAAAUGUGUGAUAAUAAACAAAUCGAAAAAGAAAAAGAUUUAAAAAAAAAAAAAAAAAAAAUGGUAAUAAAUGUUAUAGACAAAUAUUUUGUUCAAAUUCCAUUAAAAUCUAUAAUGAACGUAUUUCGAAAUAUUCAAAAAGAAAUGGAAAAAAAUUUUACAAUAAUAACAUUAUUUAUAGAAAAAAAAUUAUUAAAUUUAAAUGAAAAAAUGCAAUUAACUAAAAUAAAUACGAUAAUUGAAAAGUUAAAUGCGUUAAAAAAAAAAGUUAUAAAUUCAAAAAAAAUGGUUAGUCAGGUUAUAAAAAAACUUCAUAGUAGAUUAGAAUAUAUAUAUGAGGAGGAAGAUAUACAAGUCGAAAGUUUAAAACGAAAUUUUAAUUUUGAUUCUUAUGAUAAAAGAAUAAAUUGGCUAAUUGAUGGUUAUUUUUGUAGAUAUGGUUUUUUUAAUACUAGUGAAAUAUUUUGUAAAAGAUAUCAAUUAGACAAUUAUUCAGAUGCAUAUAUAUAUAAAGAAUAUCUUUUAAUAUUAAAAGAAUUAAGAAUGUAUAAUAUUCAACCUGGGUUAGAAUGGUGUCAAAAAUAUAAAUCUCAAUUAAAAAAAAUGAAUUCAAAUAUUGAAUCUGAAUUACAUCUACAACAUGUUAUUUAUUUAAUUUUUGAAAAUAAAUAUUUUGAAGCUUUGGAAUAUUUAAAACGUUUUGUUAUUUUUGGAAAUGAUAAAUUUAUAUCAGAUGAUGUCAAAUUUGUAAUAACUUAUAUAAAUGUUAAUUAUACUGAUAUUGAAAAAUUAAAUCAAUUUAAUAAAAAAAGAUGGAAAAAAAUAUUAAAAAUAUUUAAGCUAGCUUAUUCAGAUAUUAUAGGAACUAUGAAUAAACCUUUAUUAGAAUUUUUACUAAAAUCUGGAAUAUCAGUUAUAAAAACAGAUCAAUGUGAAAAAAAUAAAAAAAAAUCAACAAAUUGUCCAACAUGUAUAGAUGAAUUAAAACCUGUUAUAUCUCAAAUUCCUAACAUUCCAAAAACAAAAAGCUUUUUAUUAUGUCCUUAUACUAAUCAAAUUAUGGAUGAAAAUAACCCUCCUUUUACUACACCCACUGGUCAUGUAUUUUCUGAAAAAGCUAUAUCUAUGUUUCUUAAGCCUGAUGAUCUUUUUAUUUGUCCUCAUACGCAUGAGCGAUACAGGCUUGAUGACUUUUCGCGUCUCUUCAUUUGA
Plasmodium yoelii is the source of this 1671-nucleotide messenger RNA. Its product is annotated as macrophage erythroblast attacher. Gene Ontology annotation, biological process: proteasome-mediated ubiquitin-dependent protein catabolic process. Gene Ontology annotation, cellular component: cytoplasm; GID complex; nucleus. The transcript has a single exon. Lineage: Eukaryota; Apicomplexa; Aconoidasida; Haemosporida; Plasmodiidae. The coding region runs from base 1 to 1671 and encodes 556 amino acids. The record is from RefSeq and is a predicted model, not a curated record. Gene Ontology annotation, molecular function: ubiquitin protein ligase activity.